GCAGGAGGCGAGCUGCAGCCUGGUCCCGGUGCGCGGAUGAAAGUGCAGAAGAAGCUGUCUCGGGAAAGAACAGGUUGUUCUUCUGAAAAGAUGGCUCUUUCUCUGAACUUCUUGGUGAGCUUUUCUUUCAUGCUGCUAAGUCACUGGAUUGGUUUAACAUCAUCCCUGAACCUCGAAGAUCCAAACGUGUGCAGCCACUGGGAAAGCUAUUCAGUUACGGUGCAAGAGUCGUAUCCCCACCCCUUCGAUCAAGUUUACUACACCAGCUGUACUGACAUACUAAAUUGGUUUAAAUGUACAAGACACAGGAUCAGUUAUCGUACAGCCUACCGACAUGGAGAAAAAACUAUGUACAGGCGCAAAUCCCAGUGUUGUCCUGGGUUUUACGAAAGCAGGGAAAUGUGUAUUCCCCACUGUGCUGAUAAAUGUGUCCACGGUCGCUGUGUCGCUCCCAACACCUGUCAGUGUGAACCGGGCUGGGGUGGGCCUGACUGCUCCAGUGCCUGCGACAGUGAUCACUGGGGACCUCACUGCAGCAGCCGCUGCCAAUGCAAACAUGAAGCCCUGUGCAAUCCCAUCACUGGGGCCUGUCACUGCUCCUCUGGUUUCAAGGGCUGGCGCUGUGAGGAGCUCUGUGACCAGGGUACCUAUGGGAACGAUUGCCAUCAAAAGUGCCAGUGCCAGAAUGGAGCCACUUGUGAUCACAAGACUGGAGAAUGCCGGUGUCCACCUGGCUAUACCGGAGCUUUCUGUGAGGAUCUCUGUCCCCCUGGCAAGCACGGGUCCCAGUGUGAAGAGCGAUGUCCCUGCCAAAAUGGAGGCGUGUGUCAUCAUGUAACUGGGGAGUGUUCCUGCCCUACUGGCUGGGUGGGCACAGUCUGUGGUCAGCCUUGCCCCGAAGGGCGCUUUGGAAAGAAUUGCUCCCAGGAGUGCCAGUGCCAUAACGGAGGUGCAUGUGACUCGGAGACGGGUCAGUGUCGCUGCAGCCCAGGCUACGCUGGGGAGCGGUGCCAGGAUGAGUGCCCCGUUGGGAUGUAUGGCGUACAAUGUGCCGAGACCUGCCAGUGCAUGAAUGGUGGGGAAUGUUAUCAUAUUAACGGUGCCUGCCUCUGUGAACUGGGAUACACUGGAGAACACUGCGAGACUCGGCUUUGCAGCGAAGGCAUCUACGGCAUCAAAUGUGACAAACAAUGUCCCUGCUACUUGAAGAACACCCAGAGCUGUCACCCGAUGUCUGGAGAAUGUUCCUGUAAGCCAGGCUCGUCUGGACUCUACUGUAACGAGACUUGUUCCCCUGGAUUCUAUGGUGAAGCUUGUGAGCAGAUAUGCAGCUGUCAAAAUGGGGCUGACUGCGAUAGUGUGACUGGAAAAUGCAUCUGUGCCCCUGGAUUUAAGGGCAUCGACUGUUCUAUUCCCUGUCCUCUGGAAACCUAUGGGGUGAACUGUUCCUCUCAGUGCGGCUGUAAGAAUGGCGCUAUCUGCUCUCCUGUGGACGGCUCUUGUGCGUGCAAACCAGGUUGGCACGGCGUGGAUUGCUCAAUCAACUGUCCCAGUGGCACAUGGGGCUUCAGCUGCAAUUUAACAUGCCAGUGCCUAAACGGAGGGGCCUGCAAUACUCUAGAUGGAACCUGCACCUGUGCCCCGGGCUGGCGAGGGGAGAAGUGUGAACUCACUUGCCAGGACGGAUCAUACGGGAUGAACUGUGCUGAGCGCUGUGACUGCAGUCAUGCGGAUGGUUGUCACCCAACCACAGGAUACUGUCGUUGCCUCCCAGGAUGGUCAGGUAUCCACUGUGACAGUGUGUGUGCUGAGGGAAGGUGGGGACCCAACUGCUCAUUGUCCUGUUACUGCAAAAAUGGAGCUUCGUGUUCCCCUGACGAAGGGAUCUGUGAGUGUGCACCAGGAUUCAGGGGCACAACUUGUCAGAGAAUUUGCUCCCCGGGGUUUUAUGGGCAUCGUUGCAGCCAGACCUGCCCCCAGUGUGUGCACAGCAGUGGGCCCUGCCACCAUGUCACGGGGCUUUGUGACUGCCUACCGGGAUUCACCGGAGCACUCUGUAAUGAAGUUUGUCCCAGUGGCCGAUUUGGAAAGAAUUGUGCUGGAAUCUGUCCGUGUACCAACAAUGGCACCUGCAAUCCCAUCGACAGCUCUUGCCAGUGUUUUCCAGGUUGGAUCGGUAGCGAUUGCUCUCAGCCCUGCCCGCCUGCCCACUGGGGUCCAAACUGCAUCCACACGUGCAGUUGCCACAACGGAGCCUACUGCAGUGCUUACGAUGGAGAAUGUAAAUGUACCCCAGGGUGGACCGGCCUCUACUGCACCCAGAGGUGCCCUCUAGGGCUGUAUGGAAAGGACUGUGCUUUAGGGUGCCAGUGCCAGAACGGAGCAGACUGUGACCACAUCUCAGGCCAAUGUACCUGUCGCACUGGAUUCAUGGGGAAACACUGCGAACAGAAAUGUCCCCCAGGAACAUAUGGCUAUGGCUGUCGACAGAUUUGUGACUGCCUGAACAAUUCUACUUGCGACCACAUCACAGGAACUUGUUACUGUAGCCCAGGCUGGAAAGGUGCGAGAUGCGAUCAAGCUGGUGUCAUAAUAGUUGGGAAUUUGAACAGUUUAAGUCGCACGAGUACUGUUAUCCCUGCUGAUUCAUACCAGAUUGGGGCAAUUGUUGGCAUCAUUAUUCUUAUCCUGGUUGUCAUCUUCCUAUUGGCACUGUUCAUUAUUUAUAGACAUAAGCAGAAGGGAAAAGAAUCAAAUAUGCCAGCAGUUGCCUACACACCUGCUAUGCGGGUCAUCAGUGCAGAUUACAGGAUUUCAGAUACCAUUCCGCACUGCAAUGGGGAAAACACAAACAGUCAUUAUUUCACCAACCCCAGUUAUCAUACUUUGACCCAGUGCACCCCAUCAUCUCAUGUCAACCUUAGGGACAGGAUGACCAUUGCAAAGACAGAUAAAAGCCAGCUGUUCGUGAAUCUUAAAAGUGUGGAUCCUGGAAAGCGAGGGCCCAUUGUGGACUACACGGGAACAUUGCCUGCAGAUUGGAAGCACAGCGGCUACCUCAAUGAGCUCGGUGCUUUUGGGCUUGAUCGAGGCUACGUGGGGAAAUCCCUGAAAGACUUAAAGCAUUCCGAAUAUAAUUCAAGUAGCUGUUCGCUCAACAGUUCAGAAAAUCCAUACGCUACCAUUAAAGACCCACCAGUUCUGAUCCCCAAAAGUUCAGAAUGUGGCUACGUGGAGAUGAAGUCACCCGCCCGGAGGGAUUACCCUUACACCGAAAUCAGCAGCUCUGUUUUAGGCAAUAAGAAUGUCUAUGAAGUUGAACCUACAGUGAGUGUGGUCCAAGGAGGAUUCGGGAACAAUGUCCCUUUUGGUCAAGAUCCAUACGACCUCCCGAAGAACAGCCACAUUCCAUGCCACUAUGACUUGCUCCCCGUCCGAGACACUCCGUCAUCCCCGAAGGAAGAGGUCAACGACGGAGAAUGAGGCCCAUGGAGCCCCAGGGAAGCACGGGGGACCGUUUUUCAAGAACUGUGAUCCGCUUCUCCUUCAUUCUCUAGUUUGCUACCUUCUUGGGAUGCUCGUCCAUUGGCUAGACAAUUGCUGAGCGUUUACCAAGAAUCUCAGAUGUGAGGUUUGUGGGUCACUGAAGGGGUGGGGGAUAGAUGACACGCGGAAGAAAUUCUAAGUUUUCUUUCCAAGUUACUUUUAUAGCAGCCCCAUACACUACAUUUCCAUCAUAACUCGCUGGUUGAAAACACCAGUUGGCCAAGCAACUCCAGCAACAUAAAGGUACAGCCCCAGGGCUUCACUAUCCAGAGUGCAUGAUGCCUCGCAUGACUCUCUCACUUCCACUGCAGCACGUUUCUCAGGAUGGUGCAGCCCCCACACCGUUCUUAGAGUAGCCGUAUGUUCAUUUUGCCCCACCUCUCUGGGCAGUCUCACCUUGCCUUGGCUUGUCCUCAUCCCUGGAGGCGGUGAAUGACACUAGCCGACAAGCCCAGAGGCUACUGCAAACUAGAAAGGAAACCUAGAAAGGAAUGCCAGUUUCCAGAUGGUGGAUUGUUUGAAGGAGUCGUGAAAGUUUGUCUUGGAUAGCUGUAGCUAGUGCUGGGGUUUGCCUCCAAAAUGAUUGAGCUUUUGGCAGAAUGGGGUUUGACUGACUUUGGGGCUUCCUGUCCCCAUCUCAGAACACUCCACUAACACUCUGUGACAUAUCAGUAAUUAUUCCACAAAUAUAGCAGUGAAACCAUUUUAUUUUUGACAGAAACUGAAUGAGUGUGUUAGAAAUGGGGAAAAAAAUGUGAUGAAUGCUGAAAAUUUGAAGUGCAAGAUAAGGUUUUGUAAACCACUCGUAUUAUGUAAUGUAAUAGAGAAUAAGAGUAGUACCAGGUUGUGGUUCGUUUUUCCCUAGCAAUGAGAGAAAUAUCUCUUUGUUCUUGUUAGAAAGGCACCUUCGCUUUUAUUAAGUGUUAAUAUAGGGAAACUAUGCUUAAGCUGGUCUUUAGCAUUGCUAAUACCUUGAUACAUGCACUCCCCCUUGUUUUCAUUAACUUGCCUCUCCCAUUUUAAUAUCGUGUACCUCUGUCUCCUAGUGCUCGUGCUUAUCGGUGAAAAAUAGAGCAUACGGCCAUUGCUUCUUGUAUUUUCGUCACCCAUCCUUUGUUUAGUUUGGAAAAGAAGCACUCACUGUUCUCUAAAAAAAACAAGGUACAAUUGUGCAAGUUUCUACAGUCAUUAACAGCUGUCAGAGGCAGGCCACAACCCAGAGUAGAGGACGGAUAACGGGUCCUAGGUUUUUGGCGUCUGAGCCGUAGGACGUGCCUCAAUCCCCCGAGGACUGUGGAAACAAUAGCACCAGUAGAAGAGCUAAUCUUGAAAUCCCAUUUUCAUGGGUGAAAUUGAAACAUAGUUGGCCUGCUAGUCUUUAGUGGUGGGGGUUGGGGGAAGGUUAGGAUUGGAAAGACCCUUUUCUUUUCACAAAGCCCACCACUACCAUCCACUAGAGAGAAGGAGAAACGCACCGGAAGGCAAUUCACCUACCUCAGAAUCAGUGAUUAGAGGCUCAUAGAGACUGGAAAUUUGUCAAGGCCAUGCUGGCUUUUUUCACCACAACUAAUUGGCCACCUUGGUAAAAUAAUUAGGGAGGAAAUUGCAGCAUUUCAUAGGAGUAAUGGGAUUCUACUAUCAAGCAACAGUAAUUUUUGAAGGCCUGUGUGCAGAGCACUGGGCUAAGCACUUGGAAGAGUCCAAAAGAAUGAGUAGACAUGAUCCCAACCCUCAAGGAGUGCAAAGUCUAUCAGAUUGGGAUACCAUAUUGGGAAAGGCAAGAUUAUCUAGACAUCCAUCAUUAUAUGGAUUUACCAAAGAUUGAGAAUCAUUCUGAAUAGAAAAGUGUUUGAGGGAAGAAAAAAAAAAGCUGCUGGGUUUUUUCUCCUAACGUUUCAAAUGGAACCACAUUGUGCUAUCAUCAAAAUAAUCUCCUCAGGCAUCUAAUGCUUACAGCCUAAGGCUCCUUGUUGAUAUAUCAUCGUGGCAAGGUACAGAAUAAAAGAAUUUGGGGAGGGGAGAAGCAGAGAGAUUCUACAUAUAAACAUACAAACCAGACUGAAUAAGAAAUAAUUUGCUACGUUGUUUCAAUAAACUUUAAACCUUUCUAGUUUGAGGAUAAAGGACACUGUGUAAGUGACAAUAUUUGAAAUUAACAUUCAUGACUUCCUCAUAUAGAAGUCCACUGGUGAUCAUGAUGCUGACGAAUUCAAAAUUGCCUUAAUUGAAUCAAUUCUCCUCUAAGUAACUCUAAAGAAAUCUUAACUCCCAGCAACUUCCAACCCAAACCAACCCAGUCCACUAACCUUUGGGCCACAAAAGGUCUGCUUAAGUGGGGAUUUGCUGAAAGACUUACCCCCAAAUCUAGUUUCUUUAACCAUUUCAGCUGUAGGAGUUUAGGUGAUCCAAAAACUGGCAUCACCUAGCGACGAGACUUCUAAAAGACCAAAUACACAGAAAGAAAGUGCAGGGGCUAGAAAGAAACACUGAGGAAAUUUGCCUUGUUUUGAGUUUUAAAGGCUUACAUUUUUGCAGUAGAGAUCCCUGUGAAUAGAGCUCACUCUGUAUACUCCCCAGAUUGAAGAAUUCAGAGCAUGAAAUGAAAAAAAAAAAAGUCAAUUUGUUUUAAUCCUUUAAAUCAGACAGGUGCAUUGUGUAUUAACUCUUGUACAGUAGACUUUGCCUUUUUGGGGAACAAUUAAUGCUAGUCAGUCUCUGUGUUCCUACCCCAGGCUUCAUUUUGAUAUGACUGAAUUAUAAUAUAUUUUUUAAAAGGAAAACUACAAACUAGGUCUGGCUUGUUUUAGUUGUAACACAAAAAAUGUUUUGUUGUUGAAAUAUCUCUACUUUCCAAAGAUAUAAUGGAUGCUCAGCAGUCGUACCCUUUGCUACCAUUUAUAACCACCAAACAUGCUUAUAGGUUCGUGUAAUAAAGUUUCUAAUGAAAGA
Messenger RNA from Ornithorhynchus anatinus (platypus), 6495 nucleotides. RefSeq names its product multiple EGF like domains 10 (gene MEGF10). The record is from RefSeq and is a predicted model, not a curated record. Gene Ontology annotation, molecular function: protein binding; scavenger receptor activity. NCBI's taxonomy places the organism in Eukaryota, Metazoa, Chordata, Mammalia, Monotremata, Ornithorhynchidae. Bases 37 to 3483 code for a protein of 1148 amino acids. The transcript is spliced from 25 exons.